Myotis davidii is the source of this 1180-nucleotide messenger RNA. It is a transcript of the gene NTSR1, whose product is annotated as neurotensin receptor 1 (high affinity). Gene Ontology annotation, cellular component: plasma membrane. The record is from RefSeq and is a predicted model, not a curated record. The transcript is spliced from 6 exons. Gene Ontology annotation, molecular function: G protein-coupled neurotensin receptor activity. Lineage: Eukaryota; Metazoa; Chordata; Mammalia; Chiroptera; Vespertilionidae. Gene Ontology annotation, biological process: neuropeptide signaling pathway. The annotation marks the transcript as partial.
GACGUGGACACGGACAUCUACUCCAAGGCGCUGGUGACCGCCGUGUACCUGGCGCUCUUCGCGGUGGGCACGGUGGGCAACACGGUGACGGUGUUCACGCUGGCGCGAAAGAAGUCGCUGCAGAGCCUGCAGAGCACUGUGCACUACCACCUGGGUAGCCUGGCGCUCUCCGACCUGCUCAUCCUGCUGCUGGCCAUGCCCGUGGAGCUGUACAACUUCAUCUGGGUGCACCACCCCUGGGCCUUCGGGGAUGCCGUCUGCAGGGGCUACUACUUCCUGCGAGACGCCUGCACCUACGCCACGGCCCUCAACGUGGCCAGCCUGAGCCUGGAGCGCUACCUGGCCAUCUGCCACCCCUUCAAGGCCAAGACCCUCAUGUCUCGAAGCCGCACCAAGAAGUUCAUCAGCGCCAUCUGGGUCGCCGCGGGCCUGCUGGCUGUGCCCAUGCUCUUCACCAUGGGCCAGCAGAGCCGCGGCGCAGGCGGCCGAGGAGGGGGUGGUGUGGCCUGCUGCCAGACAGUCCACUCUGCGACUGUCUCCUUUUCCCCGCAGAUCAAUACCUUCAUGUCUUUCGUGUUCCCCAUGGUGGUCAUCUCCAUCCUCAACACCAUCAUCGCCAGCAAACUGACAGCCAUGGUCCGCCAGGCAGCCGAACAGGGCCACGUGUGCACGGUUGGCGACAAGCACAGCUCGUUCAGCAUGUCCGUCGAGCCCGGGCGGGUCCAGGCUCUACGCCACGGAGUCCGAGUUUUACGCGCCGUGGUCAUCGCCUUCGUGGUCUGCUGGCUGCCCUACCACGUGCGGCGUCUCAUGUUCUGCUACAUUUCUGAUGAGCAGUGGACCCCGUUCCUCUACGAUUUCUACCACUACUUCUACAUGCUGACCAACGCCCUCUUCUACGUCAGCUCUGCCGCCAACCCCGUCCUGUACAACCUCGUCUCCGCCAACUUCCGCCAGACCUUCCUGGCCACCCUGGCCUGCCUCUGUCCCCUGUGGGGGCGCAGGAGCAAGAGACCUGCCUUCUCCAGGAAGACCAACAGUGUGUCCAGCAACCACACCUUCUCCAGCAAUGUCACCAGGGAGACACUGUACUAGGGCUGGGGAGGGCAGGUGACAGGUGACUGGUGUCAGCAAUGCCAGGGAGGGGCAGGGAGGGGGCUGCGAGGAGGCUGGGAGAAGG